AUGGUGACGGCGGCGAGCGGGCGGCGCGGAUGCACCCCGCCACGGCGGGAACCCCGCGGCUCCCCCUGCCUCUGCCCGCGGCUCCCGGCACGGCGGCGGCGCCCGGGGACGGGGCCAGCGGCGGCGGCGGUGGCGGAGAGCCCGCAGGAACUGCAGGCUUUCCGCGACUACGGCGAGAGCUGGUACCGCUCCCGCAAGGGGCUGGAGAGCCGCUUCCAGCCGCGGGAGCCGCUCGCCCGGCAGCCGCAGGUGACGGCGGAGGCGCGCUGCAAGCUGGUGAGCUGGCUCAUCCCUGUGCACCGGCACUUCGGGCUCUCCUUCGAGGCGCUCUGCCUCACCGUCAACACCCUCGACCGCUUCCUCGCCACCACCCCUGUGGCCGCAGACUGCUUCCAGCUCCUGGGGGUGACGGCGCUGCUCAUCGCCUCCAAGCAGGUGGAGGUGCACCCCCCCAGCGUAAAGGAGCUUCUCGCCCUGUGCUGCGGCGCCUUCAGCGUCCAGCAGCUCCGCAACCUGGAGUGCAUCGUCCUGCUCCGCCUGGGCUUCGACCUGUCGGCGCCGACCAUCAGCUUCUUCCUGGAGCACUUCAGCCAGGUGCGGCUGCAGGCGCAGGGCGCCGACGCGGCGGAGGCAGCGGACGCCCGGAUCCUGGCGGGCGGCAUCGCUGAGCUCAGCCUCGCGGACUACGCCUUCAUCGGGUACACCCCGUCGCUGCUGGCCGCCGGCAGCCUAGGGCUGGCGGACCGGCUGCUGGGCCACCGCUGCCCCCUGGACCUGCGGAUCAGCGGCUACCCGGAGGAGCUGCUGCGGGACUGCAUGGAGCAACUCCAGCUCCUGGUGUCGCUGAACGGGCAGUCCCUGCCCCUCCUCCUGCCCCCAGAGGUGGUCCAGAAGUGCCCCUGGCUGCGGGGAGGCCGCUGA
Melopsittacus undulatus (budgerigar) is the source of this 921-nucleotide messenger RNA. RefSeq names its product cyclin O (gene CCNO). Gene Ontology annotation, cellular component: cyclin-dependent protein kinase holoenzyme complex; nucleus; cytoplasm. Lineage: Eukaryota; Metazoa; Chordata; Aves; Psittaciformes; Psittaculidae. Gene Ontology annotation, biological process: regulation of cyclin-dependent protein serine/threonine kinase activity; mitotic cell cycle phase transition. The record is from RefSeq and is a predicted model, not a curated record. The transcript has 3 exons. Gene Ontology annotation, molecular function: cyclin-dependent protein serine/threonine kinase regulator activity. Bases 1 to 921 code for a protein of 306 amino acids.